AUGGGAUCAUCAAACACCCAACGUGGCCUCGAUAGUGGGCUGGCGAAGGCAGCUCCGACAGCUGAGGGCUUGAACCAGAAGACCUACAGGUCUUACCGGCGCAGGCUAGUCCUUUUUAGCAAGCAGUGUGCGCGUCGUGGGCGCAACACUUCAAUCGAAGGCGCUUUCCUAUGCCUUUCAUUGCUUCAGGACACUGCCUGGGACGCAACAGAACAGUUGGAUAUCGAUACAAUCGAGAGCAGCUCUGACCCCUUCUCUCCGAUGCUGAAGCUCCUGGACAGGUUGUAUCAGUACGAGAAUGAUGUUGAACUUCCCGGCCGCUGUGAGGAAUUCUUUCAAGAGUUCUCUCGCCUCAAAGGCGAGGAGUUGCAAGCCUACUUGAUAAGACACGCAACCAUGCACAAGAAGAUGUCCGAAGUCGGUGUUGCUCUUCCUGAUCUUCUUGCAGGCUGGCAUCUCAUGACGCGGGCAGGGAUUCCCAAAUGGACGCACAUCCAAGUGAAAAGCCUUUGUGGAGGUGAGCUCCAAUAUCAGAGAGUUGCCCAGGCAUUGAUGAAAAUGUUUGGAGGCGACCACAAGCCGAAUGUCAGAGACUUGUUUCGUGCUGGCACCUCGGAGGCUAACUUCGUCGAUGACGAGGGCGCUGACGUCUUCUACGAAGAGGCCGAUGGCUAUGGGCAGUACGAGGCCGACUUCUACGAGCACGACGGCUAUUACGACGACGAUUUCUCCGGCUAUGACGGCGAUGCCUACUUUGCAGACGGCGAUGUGCCGGAGGACUUAGAGCAGGCCACGGAGGAGAUGGACGAUGCUUACAUGAAUUAUGUUGAGAGCAGACGCCGCAUGAAGGAGAUAGCUCUUUCUCGAGGCUUUUUCCCGGUGGUUGCUGUGGCCCCUCCUGAGUGGCAGGCUUCAUCGCCACACUCUGGAGGUAAGAGUGGCAACAAAGGCCGAGGAAAAGGAAAGGGCAAAGGAGGUGGCCGAUCUAAAGGUUCCGGAAAAGGUGGAGGAAAAGAUGGUUUUCGUAGAUACGCUUUCAAUCGUGUUCCUGCAUCCGGGCUUCGUCGCAGUGCUGCUUCCAAUCAGGCUCCUUCCAACAAUAGUGGUGACCAGCUCAAGUCAACAGGAAGCGGCUCCACUUCAGCGCAUGGUCCACGCUUCAAGCGCUAUCGUCUGCAGGAUGCCCCAAGCAAACCCGUGGAUGACGCCAACAUGGUCGACGACAUCGCCGACCUAAACACCCGCGAUGUGUCAGAUUCUGCUGAGCUCGAGAUCCAUGUCUCCGCCAUCAAUGCAGCAGAGGAAGUCUAUUUCAAUGAGGUCGCUCCCGGUCAUGCGAUUGUCGAUUCUGGAGCAACCAGGACUGUGGUUGGUGACAGGGUCUGGGAGCAGUGGCUUCAGUUGCUCGGUCGCGCUGGCCGUCAAAACGAGGUAGAGGUUCGAAAGCAAGUCCGCGAUUUCAGGUUCGGUGACGGCUCCACCCUCAGAUCAAGCCUUGAAGUGACGUUUCCAGUGGUGGUUAGCGGUCUGGCAAAGAGGGUAACUGCUUCCAUCAUUCCUGGUGCUACCCCUAUGCUUCUUGCCAGGCCUGUCUUAGAGGAGUGGCGAGUCCUUCAGGACUUUGCUUCUGGACGGCUACGGCUAGAUGGGCAGACAGAGUGGUUGACGCCUGCCAGAACGCGCAAUGGCCACUAUUUGCUCAACUUAGCCCCUGAAGUCAAAGACCAAGCAUUGCAUACCGAGGAUGAUGACAACGAUGAGCCCUACACGGACACACCUUUGGUGCUUUGCCCUGGUGAAUUCCCAGACGAUACAGACGCCGCCUACAACAUGGCCAACGACGAAAUUGAUAUCGCCGCUGAAGAGAUUGAUGCGGCGAUUGCUACGGCCGAGGCGGUGGUGAAUUUCAACCAAGAGGGUAGGCGAAAAAUCUUUUGGGAGCUCUUCGUGGACCAGGGGAGCCUCAGCAAUGCCCUCGCUCAAAAGGUUCCUGGAGUGGAGGUCUCAACAUUCAGCUUGCCCGAGUGGGACUUCAACCAGGCGGCGACGCAAGAGUCUUUCUACGCCCUGAUGCGGAAGAUUAUGCCCAGUCAUGUUUGGAUGGUACCACCUCGUGCAAUCUGGUUGCCCAUGCAGAACCUCAACAGACGCACUGAGGCCCAAGACCGUGGAUUGCUGCAACAGCGCAUGCACCUGUCCAAGGUACAGCUGCCUUUUGUGUAUCACGUCUUCCUCUUAGCACUGGAAAUUGGUGCCCAUGCCACACUCGAGCAUCCCUUCAAAUCCGUCAUGUGGCAGGUCAACCCCAUCAAGCAGCUGCCCGAACACUACGACAUCAAAGUAGACCGCUGCAGGGCUGAGUCUAUGCACAAGCAAACGUUGUCGAAGACCACUUCGCCUGGCCUGGCACAACACCUUGCAUUGGCUUACAACCGUACUGUUCCGAAUGUGCAUGCGUUUGCAAAAUCCGCUACAACAGAUGCGAUUCAAGAUUAUGAGGUUGGCUUCAUCAACAACGUUGUCCAAGCACUCCAACAGGACAUGGAGGAGACGUGGGCAAAGCGUGAGAUGGUGCAUAUCAUGAUGAUGGAAGACCUGCCGGCCUCCAACAACAACAGCCAGCACGCAGUGGAGGAAACCAACAAGCACUUGGCGCGCAAACAUGGGCGUCAUGCAGUGCUUACCGUUGCGAAGCUGCAUAGGCAACUGGGGCAUCCGGGUAAUGACAAACUUUGCAAGGCCGUGAAAGACAGCAACCUCGGCAAUGAUGUGGUGCAGGUGGCUCGACUCUACAAAUGCCCGACUUGUUUGUCCCACGCUCCGGCUGCACUUGCUCGCCCUGGUGCAAUGACUACAAAGGCUGCUUGCUUUAACCAAGUGCUCCUCAUCGAUGGUUAUGCUGUUCGCUGGCGCGGGGAUAAAAUCAACAUCCUUGCCAUGAUGGAUUCCUUCUCUCGCUUCGAACAGCAAGCACAGCUGAUUGAUGACAGCGCGGAGUGCGAAAUCAAAGUUCUUGAGCAGCAUUGGCUUCGCUGGGCUGGGCCCCCUGGGGCCAUCAAAACAGAUGCCAGCGGCUCGCACAUGAGCGACCGCUUCUUGGCUUGGGCAGACGACCGCAACAUCAAACUCAUCGUGAUUCCAAAAGAAGCGCAUUAUCGACUUGGGGCGAUGGAGAGGGCCCACGCUGUUAGGCGAGCGCAACUUAUGAAGAUGCAUGAUGAAGUUACGGACCUGUCCUUGGAAAAUGCCUUGCAGUAUGCCGUUGAACAGCGCAAUCGUUUGCGCACCAUUCAUGGCAGUGCUCCUGCCAGCAUCGUUUUCGGUGCUCUUCCUGACCAAGGUGGUGUUGAUGAUGAGCCGUUCAGUGUGGCUGCCGCCGACGCAGCAUCCCAACACCGAGUGCGCGAGCUGCGCACCCUCGCGGCAAAUGCUUUUCACGAGGCCAACUCCGACCGUGCUCUUCGUGCUGCCGUACUUGCACGCUCACGCCCCGAGCCCAUCAUGCACAAUGUCGGCUCCUAUGUGUUUUACUUCCGGCAACACGGCACUGAGAACAAAGGUGGCAAGCUCAACCCCGCUGCACGUUGGCGCGGCCCUGCUUUGGUUUGUGCCGUAGAAGAUCCUGACAACGGUCGUGCUGGUUCCCUCGUCUACUGGCUGGCGCAUGGUACCAGUUUAGUUCGGUGUGCUCCGGAACAGAUUCGGCCUGAACUCCCGGCCGAGCGUGCGGGCCGCCUCCACGAAGCCCCUGAGACGGAGGCUUCGCAACCUAUCAUGCAACGCAUUGUCGCUGCCUUGCAUCCUGUUCGCGGCCCUGUUCGUUUUCUUGACCUUUGCCCCCGAUCGUCGGCAGCUGACGCUUCCGAGGAUGCCUCUGGCUUCACUUCCACUGAGGGUGCCUCCCUUUUGACGCCCUCCGCUUCAACGAAGCGACCUCGCCAGAUGCCGGCAAACGCAGGCCCGGAGCCAAGUGACAUGGAGACGGAAGCCAACACAGAGACACAAACACGGGAAGAGCAGCCAAAGCAUCAACAACACGCACCGCCGUCGGAUGAGCUGACACGACAACCAGAUCAACAAGCCGAGCUUCAGCCCUCGGACUUGCACAGUCAAGCGCAGACACAGGAGCAAACAAUGCCCCGACCACAAGAUCAACCAUCCGCAGAGCCAUCGCAGUUGCAAGUACGCAACAGGUCCAGAAGUCCCCCUCGUGAAGCUGCAAUUCGCGAAGGCAUCAAUCGAGCCAGAGUGUUAGAUGGGUUGCCACCGUUGCCAGCGCAGGCCCCAACCCCCAAAGUGUCGUCUACGAGAUGGUCCUCCCCGGACGUCACUCUCGAUGACUUCGCGGACGUCGACGAGGAGCUCAUCACCUCUGAAGAUGCGCCGCUCGCCUGGGUGCUGGACGAGGCUCUCAUUGCAGCAAACGAGCUCGCGGAGCGACACUUGUCUGUGGAGGAGAAGCUUGCUUUUGACACCGCCAAGGACGACGCUUUGCGGCCUUGGAUUGAGAACAUGGCGUGGACGAGAGCCAAAGCAAGCGAGGCCAAUGAGGGCGAAGCCGUUCCUAUGCGAUUCCUGCUGAAGUACAAGGACAAGGACGGACAAAAGAAAGCCAAUGCACGCAUCAUUUUGCAAGGAUUUCGUCACACGGACGUCGCCAACAAGAAAUUGGAGACCGAAUCCCCAACACUCUCCAAAAUCGGCAAGAGUCUCAUCCUUUUCCUCUGUGCGCAAAUGCAGUGGAAGGUGUGGUCAGCCGAUGUAAAGUCCGCCUUUUUACAGGCUGAUCGCAUCGACGAUGAGGUCCGUAUCUUUGCGAUCCCCAAUGGUGAUAUUCGCAGGAGACUGGCUAGAAUGAUUGGGCUGAGAGACGAUGAAAUUAUGAAGAUCCUCAAACCAGCUUUCGGUGAUGUUCGAGCACCAAGACAGUGGUAUGGCACGGCAGAUCGAGUCAUGACCGCUGAGAUCGGCCUGCUACGACACAAGCUGGACAAGUGUGUGUACAUGAGCGUGCGCCCUGCCUCUGACAAGGACGACACUUUCCGGACUUUCAACGUCAAGGGUGCCGCCUACGUUGUAGACGGUGUUCUGGGAAUCCAUGUGGAUGAUUUAGUCGGCGGCGGCGAGGGUGUCAACACAAAGGCCGAUGUCGAGCAGGAGGGUCCGCACGAAGCAAGCUGUUUCAAAGAUCGUGCUCAGCUUUUGUUACAUCGCUUCCGCUUCGGCAACAUCGACUUCGGCUACGACCAGGUGUUCUGCGGCGUGUCGUUGAUGCAAAACAUCUCGCACGACCUCAUCAGCCUCAACCUCCACGACUACGUGCACCACAUCAAACCGAUCACCAUUGAAAAGAACCGUAAGCAACUUCCAGACGAGCCCCUGUUGGACAAAGAGGUCGCCCAACUUCGGUCCCUAAUUGGGGCACUAGCUUGGCCGGCCACGCAAUGUUUGCCAAUGCUCUCUGCGUCGAUUUCGCUGCUUCAGUCUGCGAUGUCCAGCCCGAGGGUGAGCGAUCUGCUUGAGGCAAACAAGACCCUCAGAUUCGCGAAAGAGGCCGUCGACAACUAUUCUCUGAAGUACCACAAGCACGGCGACUACCUCAGCCAGCUCACCUUCGGCGUCUACACUGACGCUGCCUGGGCUGUUCGUGGUGACGGUUCUUCCCAAGGCGGUUUUGUGGCGUUUGUGGCGGCCAAAAGCCAAGUGGACUCCGGCAAGCCUUUUCCGCUAACUACGCUGGACUGGGCCUCCAAGAAGCUCACCAGGGUGUGCAGGUCAUCGCUGGCGGCCGAAACACAAGCUGGAGCAAAUGCCGUGGACGAGCUGGAAUGGCUACGUUCUUUCUUCGGCUUGAUAUUGUGGCCACUAGAAGACCCCCUGUCUGAAGGUCUCUCAAAAGCUUUCGGCGCCUUCGCAGUGACAGACGCCAAGAGCUUGUACGACGCCUCUGAGUCCAUGAGCUCUGGACUCAAGUUGUCGGAGAAACGGAGCGCUAUCGAGUUGGCAAUGGCCAACGACCGCUUAAAAGCAAUGGGCGGCAAAUGGCGUUGGUGCAACAGCGCACAACAGUUGGCCGACGGGCUGACGAAGGUGUCUGCUCGUCCUCUUUGCUUGGAAAGCUUCAGUCGCGGUGUCGUUGCACUCAAGUUCGAUGCGACCAUGGUCGCAGCAAAGAAGGUUUCCGCAAGCGCUCGACAAGCUGAGGUUCAGGAACUCGACAAUGCCGCCCAACAACUUUCCCAGAAUGAGGCACUUGUGGUGCACUCUUCUCUACCUGUCUGCAAACUUCCUGGUUGCAACAAGAAGGUGAACAACACUGCCGCUGGUCAUCUGUACUGUUCACGACGCCACUUCUACAAAAGCUUAGCCCCACAGGAUGCAAUGAAGAAUCGUGCUCUUUUCGCAGCUCUCACGUUGGCAGCUGCAGCAACGGAGGCUGAAGGCUACGACCUGGCCCGCUUCAUGAAGAAGAAAGUGACACGACCGCCGAUGAUUCCAAUGCAGUUGGUCCUCGACUUCCUCAUCCUGGCUACCAUCUUCCUCUCCGCGACGCUCCUUCUGGUCUUUCUCCGCAACAAGACGACGAAGGUCAUUAAGGGCAUCUCCAUCGCGGUCCUCAUGGAU
This is a messenger RNA of Symbiodinium necroappetens, 6624 nucleotides long. The record is from the annotation of a GenBank genome assembly. NCBI's taxonomy places the organism in Eukaryota, Dinophyceae, Suessiales, Symbiodiniaceae.